Messenger RNA from Oncorhynchus nerka (sockeye salmon), 2037 nucleotides. It is a transcript of the gene chid1, whose product is annotated as chitinase domain containing 1. Gene Ontology annotation, cellular component: endomembrane system. The record is from RefSeq and is a predicted model, not a curated record. Gene Ontology annotation, molecular function: oligosaccharide binding; chitin binding. The coding region runs from base 395 to 1585 and encodes 396 amino acids. NCBI's taxonomy places the organism in Eukaryota, Metazoa, Chordata, Actinopteri, Salmoniformes, Salmonidae. Gene Ontology annotation, biological process: carbohydrate metabolic process. The transcript is spliced from 12 exons.
CCUCUAUCAUUCUCUAUGGUAUACACAGCCACAAGGACCUGCAACUUCAUGAGUAGGGUUGAGUGAGAUUACUAGUAUAUUCGUGAUUUCUCACUGUUUAUAAUUCAUAUCAAAACGUCGAUUUGGCUGUGUGCACCAUGCAUCAUUGGGUGUUCAGCUGACUUGACAACAUUAACAACAUUAACAUCGUAACUCUAGCCAGGUGCUUGUCUUCUUGCCGGAACUCGCAAAUGCUUCCGACACAGUUUCCUGUAUCACACUUGCUAGAACUUGUAAUUAUCUGAGUGGGUAGCUAGAAAUCUAGGUUUUUUUUCCAGUUCGUGUUGAUGCAGCCAACUGCAGUAGCAGCAAUUGGUCCCAUUCCUGUCUAUGUGUAGCUUGACUCAGAGGAGAGAUGAGAGUAGAAGCGACGUUAAUCAUUGUGCUACACACCAUACUGUCUACCCUGUUGGUCAGCUAUGUUAGUGCUACGCUGUCCAGGACUGAUGCCAAGAAGAAGGACUCCAAAACACAGGAGCCAGAGACGUCCCAGGCAGAGCGGUCGGUGCUGGAGCGAGGUCUGGUUGUUACUGACCCUCAGUGGAAGGACAUCGUAAAGGAGGAGAGGAGAUACUGCCAACAGGCUGUGACUCAACACACGUUCCAAGGGCCCGUACUGGGGUAUAUAACUCCUUGGAACUCUCAUGGUUACGAUGUUGCCAAGGUGUUCGGUUCCAAGCUGACCUCCGUGUCUCCAGUGUGGCUUCAGCUGAGACGGAGAGGACCUGAGAGCUUCCAUAUCACUGGUCUACACGAUCAUGACCCAGGUUGGGUAAAAGCUGUGCGGAAGGCAAACAAAAAAAUCAAAAUGCUUCCUCGUCUGUUAUUUGACGCCUGGUCGUACCAGGACUAUAUGAGUGUUCUGGGCAGUGAGGAUGAGAUCGAGGAGCUGGGGACUGAGAUGGUGGACGUAGCUAAGACAGAAGGCUUUGAUGGCUAUACACUGGAGCUGUGGAGUCAGCUGGGAGGGAACAAGAGAGUGGAGCUGGUCCACAUGAUUACACACAUCUGUGAGGCUCUUAAGGAGAAGAAGCUGGACUGUGUACUGGUCAUUCCGCCAGCCAUCACACCAAGUUCAGGCCAGCCGGGGAUGUUUGGGAGAGAGCAGUUUGAGCAGUUAGCUCCUGUAGUGGACGGAUUCAGUCUAAUGACCUACGACUUCUCCUCUGGACGACCGGGCCCCAGCUCCCCCCUACCCUGGCUGAGAGAAUGUGUUCUAGAGUUGUCCCCCAACAACCAUUGGAGACACAAGAUACUGCUGGGACUCAACCUGUAUGGACUGGACUUCUCCACCUACGGAGCUGAACCACUGCUGGGGGGCAGGUUCAUAGAGCUGUUGAAGGAGCUGAAGCCUAGACUACUAUGGGAUGAACAGGCUGAGGAGCACUACUUCAGCUACAAGAGGAGCAAUGGAGUCAAGCAUGUGGUGUAUUACCCAACUCUGAAGUCUCUUCAUCGACGUAUCUCUUUAGCCACUGAGUUAGGUACAGGAAUCUCCAUGUGGGAACUGGGCCAAGGGCUGGACUAUUUCUAUGACCUGUUAUGAGCCAAUCAGAGUAAGAGACUUCGAGGUCCUUUCUUUGUUAGCGCAUCGAUAAACCAGUACCACAUGUGCAAAUGGUAUAUAGUUCAUGGUAAUAUUUGCUGAGCCACUGAGCACCAACCAAGAGGAUUCUACUACUUUUAAAAUAAAUGAGUGACGUGACUUAUCUCAGGAAGAUCAUUGGCGACGGAGGCCAAGUUGUAUGUGGAGUGACACUCAAACUGAACUAAGGAAGCUGCCAACGUGGCAGAGUAAAACCAUCCAUCAAAGCAACUGGGGGUUGGUGACAGGGUUAUUAUGGGAUAUGUCACACACACACACACACACACAAGGUGUUCAUGUUUUUAAAUGGAAAUAUCCAGAUGAAAAACGGUAAGAUAGGAAGUUUUUCUUCUACCAUGUUUAAGAACUGCAGGAAUGUUUCUUUGACAUGAAAUAAAAAAAGGUACAUUGUU